Messenger RNA from Varroa destructor (honeybee mite), 2353 nucleotides. RefSeq names its product leukocyte surface antigen CD53-like. The record is from RefSeq and is a predicted model, not a curated record. NCBI's taxonomy places the organism in Eukaryota, Metazoa, Arthropoda, Arachnida, Mesostigmata, Varroidae. Gene Ontology annotation, cellular component: plasma membrane.
UUCUUAUCUCCUGGUACAAGCAUGUCACAGAGCAAAAAGGAGCUUCGUGGCCAGAAGGGUGUCAAGGUCGGGCAGAGGGGGCACAGACUCAUCGCGCGCCACGAAUAUAGCUUUGAUGCCGCUAUGCUGUAGAUAAGAAUGAUUUCAAAUUUUACAGGUACCUUUCGACCUAGGUGUCCUCAGAUCCUGCUUGCUAAGGGCGACUAAAACCGCUGUUUAACCCCUUUGAUUUUCGGGUUCGUUCUUAAACUUCGUGCUAAAUCGUAAUAUUUAUCAACGAGAGAUAAAGAAGCUGGCUCAUAGAGUAGUUUGUUGGUAGUAACGUAUUGCCAGGUUGUUUGCCUGGCUGGUAGCUGGUGCAGUUGUCGACAUAUCAAUCGCGUGAGAAGCAUCAAAAGAUUCAUCACUAUUGUGGCAGAUUCGCCUUGAUUUCGAUUACUGAAAUUAAUGUAGCUAGUUAAUUUAGCUGAAAUUAAUGUCAUAUGUUCGGUUUUCACCGCCAUUACCAGCGCUGCGACAACGCCAUCACCAGAGGCGUCGUGAUUAACUAGCCCUAAUCUCUUCUUGAUCGGAGAGUGGAUCUAUAGAGUUCCGUUGAUCCACACGGCAGUCUGUUUCGGUUUGAAAAUGGUUCAAAGAUGCUCGGGCAAGAUCGCGAAAUUCCUGCUGUUCGCUUUCAAUUUCAUCUUUCUAUUGACUAGCAUUGGAAUACUUGCGAUUGGCGGACUUGGGCAAUACUACCUGCAGAAGUCAGGCCAUACAGUUGGACAGAAUUAUCUCUCCGUGCCCAUCGGCCUUAUCGUCAUCGGUGGCGUAAUUUUCAUACUCGCCUUUUUCGGUUGCUAUGGUGCCACGUAUGAGAGUUAUGCUAUGUUAAUGAUAUUCGUGGUGCUGAUCACCAUAUUGUUGGUUAUUGAAGUAGUUGUAGGCUUCAUGUUCUACACGAAUCAAGAGCGUGUAUUGCAGAUCACUCAGAUGAAUUUAAAGAAGACAAUGGCAGAUUACUGGAAAACGUCGGAGCUCAAUCCGGCUAAAUACACAUGGGAUUUUAUGCAGGAAAAACUCGAGUGCUGCGGAGUGAAAGGUCCCGCUGACUGGUUGGUUUAUAGAGGUCUGCCGGAGAGCUGUGGUAGGCCGCUAUACCACAGGAAAGGGUGUUUCGAGGCAGUUAGAGAAAAGCUCAAUGAGUUCUCAAACCACGCAAUGACUAUUGGCAUCCUUCUUAGUGCAAUACAGGCAAUUGCAAUCUGUCUUGCUUGUACGUUGGCCAAUCAGCUACUUGGAGUUAAGAAGGUCAUAUCAUACGAGAUGGGCGGAAGUACGGCAGAUAGCUGCUUGCGAUGUGUGUUGUUCGCGUUCAACUUUUUCCUCAUGAUUGGUGGUGUCCUCGCAACGGUCAUCGGCGGUGCCACGAUAAUGUUUGCUUCGAACUUAAAACAUCUAUCGAGUCUUGCCGUGUUGACGUUUGGGGCUGUCGUCAUCAUUCUAGGAUGCUUCGUAGUCAUAGCAGCCUUCUUCGGAUGCUGUGGAACGUUUUGUGAGAACUCCUGCUUUCUCGAUACCUUUGCUGCUAUGUCGAUCGUUUUGCUGUUUGUUGAGAUAAUUAUCAUCGUCCUCGUAUUCCUUUACUGGGACGGCAUGCAGGAGAUGACAAAGACUCGUUUAAAGGAGACCCUGCACGACUACUACGAUAAUACAAUGGCAAAAGAUUCCUGGGACUAUGUGCAGGAGCGCUUCUGGUGCUGCGGUGUGAACGGAUCGAAGGAUUGGCUAGAAGUUCCGGCGUCAAACGGUACGACGCCGAAAUCCUGUGGUGAGCUCCCAGUAACAAAACCAGGAUGCAUUGAACAGCUAAGAUGGAAGAUGCGCAAGUGCAUAUUAUUUGUAAUUAUAGUUGGCUCAGUGAUUGCGAUCGUUGAGGUCAAUGGCAUCAUUAUCGCGUGUUGGCUAGUGAGCCAACGCGGUGGUAUUCUAACCUCAAGUUGAAUCACACUGUGAAGACCAACAGAAGUAGCUAAAGUGAAGAAGUAUGUACUUUAGUGAACACAAGUGCAGAUACGUGGUCCGGCAGCAAAUCGUUGUGAUUUAUUUGACGAACGCAGCUGAAUACUACAUUAUUCAAGCGUCGCUAGAUUUGGAUUACGACGCAAGGUUUUUAAGCUUGACUUCUAAGACCGGUUCAUUUCGACGUGCAUAUCGAUAGUGCCUUAUUUAUAUUUGACAACAAGUUGCAGUUGACAACAAGUUGUAGUUAACAUUAAGUUAAAAGAGCGACCCACGAUGAUACAACAAAAUGGAAGGUGAAACCGUAUCUGACUUAAUAAAAACAGAUUCGAUCUUUGUUUGUCGGCAA